Molecule: messenger RNA, 465 nt
Organism: Adineta ricciae
Lineage: Eukaryota; Metazoa; Rotifera; Eurotatoria; Adinetida; Adinetidae
Source: the annotation of a GenBank genome assembly
AUGCAAAUGAUAGAUGCAUCGACGAAACCGCCUGAUAUUCGACAUAGUUCGUCCAGCGAUCAGAAUGUGCUCAAUGAUGAUCUACCGCCAUUGGACGUGCUUCGUGAAAUGAUCAAAUAUGAGACAUUUUUACGUUUAUCAGAACCUAUUCAGAAUCUUUUUGAUUUCUAUCGAAAAGAUGACAGUGCUAUAACAAUGGUGCUCGAUUCAGUGCAACAGCAUGUCGUUGAACGUUUUGGUUAUAAGCAUGUCAAUUCUUUACGAACAGCUGUUUCACGUUUUCCUGAUGAUCCAGUGAUCAAAGAAGCUUUCUAUAUUAAACAUAACAAAAUUACACAAGGUCUUGUCUAUCAAGGACAAGUUGCUCGAGAUGUCGACUUAUUCACUGUGGACGGGCAGCCAACAACACUCUUCUCUCAAAUCACUUCUGGCCAGCCAUUGAUUAUUCUGGCUGCGAAUAAAUAA